Molecule: messenger RNA, 1208 nt
Organism: Tremella mesenterica DSM 1558
Lineage: Eukaryota; Fungi; Basidiomycota; Tremellomycetes; Tremellales; Tremellaceae
Exons: 7
Coding region: 82-1173 (363 amino acids)
Biological process (GO): isocitrate metabolic process; tricarboxylic acid cycle
Cellular component (GO): mitochondrion
Molecular function (GO): isocitrate dehydrogenase (NAD+) activity; NAD binding; magnesium ion binding
Source: RefSeq, a predicted model, not a curated record
GUCAAUUGCUGAUAGCUGUCUCGAGUACGAGUACGAGUACUUUACUUACACUUAGUACCCGCAAAAGACAAGAGUAGCAAGAUGGCAGCGGCUGCCAUACGAUCCAGCUUGAAAUUGGGUAUGAUCCCAGCAGAUGGGAUUGGGAAAGAGGUCAUCCCUUGCGCUCAAAGAGUUUUAGAAGCUCUCGGUUCUUCAAUUCCCAGACCAGAAUUCAUACCCCUUCUAGCGGGAUGGGAAGAGUUUAACAAGAAUGGAAAGGCUUUACCGGAGGAAACCAUACGAGUACUCAAAGAAGAAUGUGACGGUGCAAUGUUCGGUUCCGUCUCUUCUCCAUCUCAUAAAGUUCAAGGAUAUUCAUCUCCCAUAGUAGCUCUACGUAAACAUUUAGACCUUUACGCAAAUGUUCGACCAGUAUCUUCAGUCUCAGGAUUGACAGGUCCUAAGAUAAACAUGGUCAUAGUACGUGAAAAUACAGAAUGUUUAUAUAUCAAAAAAGAAGAAAUACAUGAUUCACCUCAAGGUAAAGUAUCAUUCGCAACUAGACAAAUCAGUGAACGUGCAAGUUCUAGAAUUGGGAAAAUGGCUUUUGAAAUAGCUUUACGUAGAGCUGAAGAACGUAAAGUGAAGAAUUGGGAAGGUUGGUGGGAAGGACCUUCAAAAGUUACUAUAGUUCAUAAAAGUAAUGUUUUAAGUGUUACGGAUGGAUUGUUUCGUGAAACUGUUAGAAAGGUUAAAGAGAUGGAUGAGAGGUUUAAAGGGGUUUUGAUGGAAGAACAAUUAGUUGAUUCUAUGGUUUAUAGAAUGUUCAGAGAGCCCGAAAUUUUUGAUGUGGUUGUUGCUCCGAAUCUUUAUGGAGAUAUAAUUUCGGAUGGAGCUGCUGCGUUGGUAGGAUCUUUGGGUUUAGUACCUUCUAUCAAUGCUGGUGAUGAUUUCGUCAUGGGAGAACCCGUACACGGGUCCGCUCCAGAUAUCGAAGGAAAGGGUAUGGCUAAUCCUAUCGCUUCUAUCCGCUCCGCAUCACUCUUACUAGCCUCGAUGGGGUACACCACCCCCGCAGCGAAGAUCAACACAGCGGUAGAUUCCGUACUACUUCAAGGUAAAGUCCUCACCCCUGAUUUGGGUGGGAAAGCCACCACUACGGAAGUCACAGAAGAAAUCAUCAAGCGAUUGUGAUUAUGAUUAUGCAUAUGCAUGAUUUGUAUGCUAUG